AUCUUUCAAGAAUGGAAAGCAACCUCGUAUGGGCCUUUGCGUCCACCACACUGUGGUUUUAGCAACGUUACGCAUACCAGGGUGGUUGGUGGUAAACCAGCUAAACUUGGUGCUUGGCCAUGGAUGGUUGCAUUAGGUUAUCCUAAUUACACACACCCAGAUGCGGGACCAGUAUGGGAUUGCGGAGGUUCCCUCAUAUCGGCUAGACAUGUUUUGACCGCAGCGCAUUGUGCAGAUGACGAAGAUUUGUACGUGGUUCGUAUCGCGGAUUUAAAUCUAAAACGAGAUGAUGACGGAGCGCAUCCUAUUGAAAUGGGGCUCGAAUCUAUACUAAUUCAUCCUGAUUAUAUUACCGGGCAACCCUUCCAUGAUAUCGCUAUUCUUAAAUUGGAGAGAGAUGUACCAUUUUCGGAGUACAUACAUCCCAUUUGUCUCCCCAUAGAGAAAUCCCUUCGAAAUAAAAACUUCGUGGGCUAUAACCCCUUCAUUGCUGGAUGGGGAGCAUUAAGCUUUAGUGAAUCAUAUACUAACGCAUUAAUGGAACUGCAACUGCCAGUGGUUACCAACGCCGUGUGCGAGAAAGCUUAUGAGGAUUUUGACAUAACUAUCACCAAUAAAGAAAUAUGCGCCGGCGGAGACCCUCGAGGUGGAAAGGAUGCUUGUGGAGCUGACAGCGGAGGACCACUGAUGAUACCACAGCAAUUCACCUACUAUCAAAUAGGUGUUGUGUCAUCUGGUCAUGAAUGCGGCGUACCUGGUUAUCCGGGCAUUUACACGAGAGUCACGUCGUACCUCGACGACUUCAUUAUCCCAGUGUUGCAAAAUUAUUAGUAUCCCAUAAAUAUCAUUUUUCGUGCACGAAAAAUAAAGUUGGAAUGUAUUAUUGUGGAGAUAAGAGGCAGCUCAGAUUUAUAUUGUCUUUUACGUCAAGAAUUAUAGUCUUAAAAUGCAUGAAAUGUUACUUUGAAACGACACUAACUUUUUACGUACGCUAUAUUUGCACGACUUAGAUACGUAGAGAUGAUAAACGAGCAUUUAUUAAAUUUUUACUA
This is a messenger RNA of Bombus huntii, 1052 nucleotides long. Its product is annotated as venom protease-like. The record is from RefSeq and is a predicted model, not a curated record. NCBI's taxonomy places the organism in Eukaryota, Metazoa, Arthropoda, Insecta, Hymenoptera, Apidae. Gene Ontology annotation, biological process: proteolysis. The coding region runs from base 124 to 831 and encodes 235 amino acids. The transcript is spliced from 6 exons. Gene Ontology annotation, molecular function: serine-type endopeptidase activity.